Giardia duodenalis is the source of this 612-nucleotide messenger RNA. RefSeq names its product Mitotic spindle checkpoint protein MAD2. The coding region runs from base 1 to 612 and encodes 203 amino acids. Gene Ontology annotation, cellular component: nucleoplasm; kinetochore; cytoplasm. The record is from RefSeq and is a predicted model, not a curated record. The transcript has a single exon. Lineage: Eukaryota; Fornicata; Diplomonadida; Hexamitidae. Gene Ontology annotation, biological process: mitotic spindle assembly checkpoint signaling.
AUGGCUACCCAGACCAAGAAUGCGAUUACCUUGCGCGGCUCCACAGCAAUUGUGACGGAGUACUUUGCAUAUUCUAUUAACUCCAUCCUAUAUUUGCGGGGGAUUUAUGGCCAGGACAGCUUCAUGUCUCAGCAGAAGUACGGCCUCCCCCUCAUGGUGGCCAAGGACCCAGCGCUUAGUAAGUACCUUGGAGAGGUUCUUCAGCGCGUAGCUGAGUGGCUUAUGUCCGGUAAGGUGCAGAAGCUCGUCAUGGUUCUUCUUCCGAUAGGCGGGAGUGAGCCCAUUGAGAAAUGGGAAUUUAAUGUUGAAAAUGAGGGUGUCCAGGCAGGUGCAACGUCGUCCAAGCCAGAAGCUGACGUCCAGCGCGAGAUUCAGGCCAUUCUCCGCCAGAUAAAUGCCUCCGUUUCCUUCCUCCCGGUGAUCAGCGACCCAGUCACGUUUGACAUUAUGAUAUAUACCGACGCUGCAGUGCCUACACCUGCUGAGUGGGAGGAGUGCCCCGGACGCGACCAUGUCCACAACGCUGUGGAGGUCAAGUUUAGAGACUUCAGCACUAAGAUCCACAAGGUGGACACGGCUGUCAUUUACAAGUCUGGAGAGGAAGCGCUGUAA